AUGAAGACGGCUCAAAAGCGCAUAGAAAGGAAUAUUAUACAUCGAAAAAAUAGUAGACUGUCUGCUUUUGACAAUAUACGAAACUUGCCCAAAUGUGAAGUGCCCGACCCCGCGUCUGAGAGUCAGAAAGAGGUGGAACACAAAAGAAUGCAGUUGGAGAAAUGGAAAGAAGAAAAGGGGGAAAAAAGAAAGAAGCUGCUGCACAAUGAAAAACUUUUUGUUGCUGGUAUUGUGCACCCCCAUUAA
This is a messenger RNA of Parnassius apollo (apollo), 246 nucleotides long. Lineage: Eukaryota; Metazoa; Arthropoda; Insecta; Lepidoptera; Papilionidae. The record is from the annotation of a GenBank genome assembly.